AUGGGUAAUGCACCAGCGAAAGAAACACGUUCUCCAUCAGGAUCCUUUUCAAAAGACAACGUACCGUCGCCCAAGUCUUUGGUGGGGUUGUCUAAAAGGAAGAAAGAGAGAGAUAGGGAAAAACGAAGACAGAAGGAACAGCAUAUGCUGGAUCUAAUAGUUCGCUAUCAGGAGAACGUAGACGGAGGCUAUUUAGCACCAUAUGGAAACUACAAAGACGGUCUGAGCUACAGAACAGAUGUUGUUCGAGAAUUGAUAAUUGAGAGAAAAUUGGCUCCAUUUUAUACACCCUUGGAAGAUUUUGACGAACAAUGGACAGAUGGUGAACUUCUACGCCGGCUUAAGUGCCUUAAGCUGCAUGCUCCAACAAGUGAGUUGCUAUUAGAUGAGGAUGAAGAUCCAGAUGAUCAUAAAAUACACCAAAGUGCUAAUUCCAUGCGAAGAAAAGAACAUAAAGCAUUCAAACGUCAUCUCUCUGAGAUGUCGAUAAAGUUUCAGCGAGAUGCAGAGUCUCGAUUCACCAGAGACAAAUCAGUAAGUGAGAGUGGGAUCAAGACUUAUCCAAACAUUCCCUCAGAUGACCUUCUUUUGACACUAUACCGGAAUGCUAUUGAAUGUCCUAUAUGUUUUCUUUAUUACCCUCCUAACCUCAAUUUGUCGCGAUGUUGUGUUCAGCCGAUAUGUACAGAAUGUUUUGUUCAACUGAAACGCCUGGACCCACAUCCCCCUCAUGACGAAGGAGCUGCGCCUAAUAGUUCCGAUGAAUCGGAGAAAUAUUCUGAUGAGCUCAUAAGCGAGCCGGUCAAUUGUCCUUUUUGCGCAAUGUCUGAUUUUGGUGUGACUUACUCACCACCCAACCUAUGGACUGGUAUCGGCGGACGGCCACCGAGGGAUUUCAACCUUUUACCCGGCGUGAUUCACGAAGAUCCAGAUACACCCCAAGGUGCCAGUCGUUCUUCAGAAUGUCAGAGGAAAGCAUCUCUUGGCUAUGCAAUGACGAAGUCUCACUCUGCAUCAGGUACCCCACCCAAAAGGUCUACCACCUUGUCGGAGUAUAGGAUGAGCCAAGGUCAAAAGAGUUACGAGGAUUCAGUAUCCAUGAACUCUAAAAAUAGUGAUAAUAGUUUUCAGAUCAAAAGCCUUGAGAUCCCUGACCCUGCUCGGAGAAGAAGAGGUUCUCUGCCUGCCACGGCGCCUGGCGUAAUUACAGUGGACCUCAUCCGUCCUGAUUGGGAACAAAAGUUACUGAACGCGAGAUCAAAACUGGCAAGAAGAUCUGCUGCUGCAACUGCUUUGCACGCGUCGUCCUUGAUCUAUGACCAAGAUGACUCUCACCGCACGUACACCAGCAGGUUCGAAAGGUCAUACCGGAGAAUCGACAGUUCAAAUGGGAACGAUCGCAAUAGUCAUACAAGCAUUGAGGAAAGAAUGAUAGAAGAAGCCCUCAAACUAUCAUUGCUUGACGAAGAAGAAAGAAAGCUGAAAGAGCGCUUGAAGAGAUAA
Molecule: messenger RNA, 1503 nt
Organism: Ogataea angusta
Lineage: Eukaryota; Fungi; Ascomycota; Pichiomycetes; Pichiales; Pichiaceae
Exons: 1
Coding region: 1-1503 (500 amino acids)
Cellular component (GO): cytoplasm
Source: RefSeq, a predicted model, not a curated record